AUGAAGAAAGAAAACGGGCUUCUUCUAACCAUCGGAGCCAUUGCAACUCUCAUAACCAUACUAGUUUUGGCAGACGGUAUGUUUAACAGGAAAAUCUCCCAUGAAUCUGACGGGAAUAUUCAUAGUAUUGAUUUCCAUGGCCUAACCAUGUGUGAUAUUCCGGUGAUAAAAAGAGACAGAUAUACAUUGAGAGGCCUCAGUAUGGAUGAUUAUGGCAAAGGGUUCAUUGACUGCCUGAACGAACUAACCAAGUCAGGAGUGGUUACACGGGAACAGUUUGAAGAAAGAUAUUUAUCGCUAUGUAAGGAAGGAAACUAUAAAAUAGUGGUUGCAUAUGACCCGAGUAAAGAGGAGGUCAUUGGAUCUGGAACUCUAUUCAUUGAAAAAAAGUUUAUCAGGGGAUGUGCCUCAAAAGGCCAUAUAGAGGAUGUAGUUGUUUCGAAAGAAAGAAGAGGAGAAGGGAUUGGAAGAGAUGUAAUAGAGAUGCUGAUAGACAUCUCUAGGAACAUGGGAUGUUACAAAACGGCGCUAGUCUGCGACCCAAAGAAUGUUGAGUUCUACAUGAAGUGCGGGAUGACGGAGAAAGAAAGGGAAAUGGUUGUAUAUCAUUAA
Molecule: messenger RNA, 612 nt
Organism: Encephalitozoon cuniculi GB-M1
Lineage: Eukaryota; Fungi; Microsporidia; Unikaryonidae
Exons: 1
Coding region: 1-612 (203 amino acids)
Biological process (GO): UDP-N-acetylglucosamine biosynthetic process
Cellular component (GO): Golgi apparatus; endoplasmic reticulum; endoplasmic reticulum-Golgi intermediate compartment
Molecular function (GO): glucosamine 6-phosphate N-acetyltransferase activity; monosaccharide binding
Source: RefSeq, marked provisional